UUUCAGCCCAAAAACUCUUGAAAAUGGCUGAUCGAAUGACCCAACUACAGGAUAUGAUUAACGAAAUGGCCGGAUUAAUGACAAAUGCGAUUGGAGUGCUCCAGGCGACUGCUCCGCCAUGUGAAUUUGGAGCAAUUUCACAGGAGCUUGAGGAUGAGCCAAAUUGCGCGAUUUUUGCCGCUGGAAUUGCAAAAGCCGCUAAAAAUAUUGAGAUCCUCAUCGACUCAUUCCCAAUCGAAGCGGGCAACCAGGAAGCGGAAGUCGAGGAGAAAAUGAUAAAAAACGACGAAAAGCAGCGAGAAAAAGUGAAUGAGCUCGUCGGACUCGUCGGCGACAGCAAUCGGCUCGUCGGAGUUGUUCAGAAGAAGCUUGCCGAGAUUUCAAAGACACAAAUGAGCUCGAGACCCAGUGAAUAAUUAUUAUAUUUUGCCGAUUUUUGCCGAUUUUUUAUUGUAAUUUUCAUCAUUUUUCCAUUAUUUUGGGCCGAUUUUCUGGUAAAUUGAGAAAAAAAAAUCAAUUUUCUAGUCCAUUUCCUCUUGACAAUUCUUUAAAAUCCAGAAAAAAUUGCCUAAUUUGCUGUGAAAAUUUCAAUUUCAUAUCGAUUUUCAUGUUUUUUUUCCAUGUUUUCAGCCGAUUUCCAUUUUUUUUUGUGAUUUUUCCUUAAUUUUUCGAUUUUAAAUCAACUUUUUUUCCAUUUAAAAUCGAUUUUUCAUCCCUUUUUGCCCCUGAAAAUAGUUAAAUUCUAAUUAAUUUUCCCCUAUUUUUCUUGAAAUUUUCGAUUUUUCUCAUUUAAAAUCGAUUUCCACCACUUUAAAUAAUUAGAAAUUCCCAGAGAAAAUUGAUUUUCAUAGCAAAAAAUUAUUUUGGGCCGAUUUUCCCGGAAAAUUGAGAAUUCUAAAUCAAUUUUCUAGUCCAUUUCCUCUUGAAAAUUCCUUAAAAUCCAGAAAAAAUUUUGCCUAAUUUUCCGUGAAAAUUUCAAUUUCAUAUAAACUUUCAUGACUUUCUAUUAAAAUUGGGAUUUUUCCCAUUUAAAAUCGAUUUUUCAACCCUUUAAAAUAUGUCAAUUUUAAUUUAUUUUCAUUCAUUUUUUCCCAUUCAAAAUUGAUUUUCUACCCUUUUUUCUACUGAAAAUUUGCUAAAUUUGAAAAAUUGUGGGUAAUUUAUCUUUUUUUUUUUAAAUUUUUUUCCUCAAAAAUAAUCAUUUUUAAUUCAAUUUUCCCCCAUUUUUCUAGAAAGUUGCCAAUUUUUCCCCAUUGAAAAUCGAUUUCCACCACUUUAAAUAAUUAGAAAUUCCCAGAGAAAAUCGAUUUUUUUUCAAAUUUUUCCCUUGAAAAUUCCAAAAUUUCUUAAAUUUCGAAAAACUGUGAUCUCUUUUUCUUUUUAUUUAAUUUUUAACUGUUUUCUGUAUUUUUGCCCAUUUUUUACACUUUUCCCCCAGAAUUUGGGUAUUUUUAAAUUUAAAAUUUGAUUUUUUU
Messenger RNA from Caenorhabditis elegans, 1475 nucleotides. It is a transcript of the gene mdt-21, whose product is annotated as Mediator of RNA polymerase II transcription subunit 21. The record is from RefSeq and is marked reviewed. Bases 24 to 416 code for a protein of 130 amino acids. Gene Ontology annotation, cellular component: nucleus; mediator complex. NCBI's taxonomy places the organism in Eukaryota, Metazoa, Nematoda, Chromadorea, Rhabditida, Rhabditidae. The transcript has 2 exons.